Molecule: messenger RNA, 3502 nt
Organism: Ailuropoda melanoleuca (giant panda)
Lineage: Eukaryota; Metazoa; Chordata; Mammalia; Carnivora; Ursidae
Gene: FARS2
Product: phenylalanyl-tRNA synthetase 2, mitochondrial
Exons: 8
Coding region: 171-1427 (418 amino acids)
Biological process (GO): phenylalanyl-tRNA aminoacylation
Cellular component (GO): mitochondrion; cytoplasm
Molecular function (GO): tRNA binding; phenylalanine-tRNA ligase activity; ATP binding
Source: RefSeq, a predicted model, not a curated record
GAACGGCCAUACUGUUUUCUACAGCGGCUUCACCGUUUUAUAUUUCCGUCAGCAGUGCGCUGGGGUUCCAGUUUCUUCAGAUAGGAGAGAAUGCUUCACUUCUGAUACUUCUGGUCACUGAACAUCUGGAGAUUUUUCUCCACAUCAAAUCUGUGAAAGAAGGUUCUACAAUGGUUUGCUCGGCUCUCAGGAGAGUUGCCCACAUGCAUGUUUACCUGGUGAGGAAGGCCAGUAGUGUCUCCAAAGGUCAUCAUCAUCACCAGGCCUUGGGCUUGAGACCUCCUGCUUCAGAGUUUGCUGCCCAAGGAGCUCCAGGUGGCGCGGUGGAGGUACUGGGCAAAUCCUACCCUCGGGAUGACUACAGCAACCUCUCCCGGAAAGUCCUCUCCAGGGUCGGCAGGAAUCUGCACAACCAGCAGCAUCACCCGCUCUGGCUGAUCAAGGAGAGGGUGAAGGAGCACUUCUACAAGCAGUACGUGGGCCGCUUUGGGACUCCGCUGUUCUCGGUCUAUGAUGACCUUUCUCCAGUGGUCACCACCUGGCAGAACUUUGACAGCUUGCUCAUCCCAGCUGACCACCCCAGCCGGAAGAAGGGAGACAAUUAUUACCUGAAUGGGACUCACAUGCUGCGAGCUCACACGUCCGCGCACCAGUAUGACCUGCUGCACGCCGGGCUGGAUGCCUUCCUGGUGGUGGGCGAUGUCUACCGGCGCGACCAGGUUGACUCCCAGCACUACCCAGUGUUCCACCAGCUGGAGGGCGUCCGACUCUUCUCUAAGCACGAGUUAUUUGCUGGCAUGAAGGAUGGAGAAAGCCUACAGCUCUUUGAACAGAGUUCUCGCUCUGCCUAUAAACAAGAGACACAUACCAUGGAGGCCACGAAGCUCGUCGAGUUUGACCUUAAGCAAACACUUACCAGGCUUGUGACACAUAUUUUUGGAGAUGGACUGGACAUUAGAUGGGUAGACUGCUACUUUCCUUUUACUCAUCCUUCCUUUGAGAUGGAGAUCAACUUCCAUGGAGAAUGGCUUGAAGUGCUUGGCUGUGGGGUGAUGGAACAGCAACUGGUAAAUUCAGCUGGUGCUCAAGAUCAGAUUGGCUGGGCCUUUGGCCUAGGAUUGGAAAGAAUAGCCAUGGUCCUGUAUGACAUCCCUGAUAUCCGCCUCUUCUGGAGUGAGGACGAGCGUUUCCUGAAGCAGUUCUGCGUGUCAGAUAUCAACCAGAAUGUGAAAUUUCAGCCUCUUAGCAAAUACCCUGCUUUGAUAAAUGACAUCUCGUUCUGGUUGCCUUCUGAGAAUUAUACAGAAAACGAUUUCUAUGAUUUAGUACGAACAAUUGGAGGAGACCUGGUGGAAAAAGUUGAUCUGAUAGACAAGUUUGAACAUCCAAAGGAGAAGACUUUAUCUAAAUGGGGGCCGAAUAACUGAAUUUAAGUCUUUCUGGCCAAACCCAGAUGAAGGAUCACUUGGUGCAGUGAAGGCGUCUUCUCCAGUCUGCUGCACUGAUCACAUUGCCCACUCACGCUUAGAAGAGGAAAUGACGUGGAAGAUCAGAUGCGGGAAAUCACUUAAAUAUUUGCCCUCCUGUUAGAUCGCUGACGUCCACUUAAUUUGGGACACGGGGGUUUUUACCAGUAAGAUGUGGGAAGGUAGCGGUAGGAACACUGGUUAUGAGGGUGUGUUGUUCUAGAGUUCUCUGCCUGUGUAAAUGAGGUUCUGGCUUCGAAGUGGUUUUGGUUAUUAGUGCACCAUUGGGAUUUAUAUGCAUUUAGCUCCAUGAAGCCUGCAUUGCAUUAAUGUUUUUUUAAAAGCAGCCUGAAAGGGAACACAGAGUCAUAAUCAAAAGUUGAUGUUCAGAAUUGUAACUCUGUUUUCAAUAAGAGCGUACAUCCUCUUAUGGUCAGUAAUUUGUAAAGGCCCAGUAUCACGUUGUAGCUAAGAGCAUGGCUUGGAGGCAGGCUGCCUGGGUUCAAAUCUUGGCUUCACCACUUACCAUGUUGCCCAAGGCAAGUUAUUUAACUUCCCUGUGCCUCAAUUUCCAUAUCUGUGAGAUAGGGAAUAAUAAGAAAUAGUGCCUUCCUCGGGGUUGCUGUAAUGACUUUAGAAAUGAACAUAUAAAGGCACUUAGGACUGCCUGGCACAAAGUAAGCGCUCAGUAAACAUUGGUGGUUAUUACCAAGUUAUUAUUGUUAUCCCUCUGCAGAGACUGGAAACAUGUUUACAAGAUUCUCAUCCCCAGUAGUUACAACGAAAUAUAACAUGUAAAUGCUUCAAGGAAGUGAACACUGAGCUAUGCAAAUGUAUCCUUCUGGGGUCUGAGACCGUCAUUUAUCUACAUUUAUCUACAGUGAUUAUCUUCUUGUACACUUGCUUCUUUAGGAAAUAUAUCUCCCAGCACUUUAUUGUCAUAGCUGUGGUGGCAUUUACAUUGUGCAAACUGGAGGGAAGGUUCCAAAAAUUUUCCAUUAAUGAGCUAAAUUUUUCCAGAAUGAGAUAGAUACAUUGUUAGCAAAAUAUAUGACUGGGAUGUUUGUCAGAAAUUUUUAGGGAAAUGCAUUUUAGGAGAAAUUAAGCAUUUUCUUCUCCGAGAUAAAACCAAGUUAUUAGAUAAUUUUAACUGCAUGUCAGAUUGCUUAGUCAUCUUUUCCAUAGAUGCUGCUUGUAAAAAGAAUUUUUGUAUACUCACAUCCUAUUUCAGAUUUGGGUUAUUUUUUAUUUGCAUUACUGCCUGCUGAGCUACCAUGUUCCUUGGCACUGGUGUUCACCCCUGUUUUAUAAUUGUUCCCUAUAAUGUUUUGCAAUAUAUUGAGAGGCUUUUAUGCAAAUUGCCAAUAUUGGACUACGGUUGUUCCUUUACUGUGAUCUUUGUUAGCAAUACCUGUUAGGAUUAGCACUAUGGGAGAUUUCUUACAGUCAUGUGUGACUUACUGUAAUUAGUCUGAUUGCUUAGUCCUUGGCUGUCCCCAGCUUUUCUCUGCUUGUUUGGGUGUUUAAUUACAUAUUCAUCAAAUGUGAGACCUGAGAGAAAGAUCUUGGAGAACAUAUUCUCCUACUAUGUCAUUUUACUGUGAAGAUUCCUAAACCCAGAGAGACAAGACUUUUCUAGCCAAGACUAAUCUGCUAGUUAGUUUGAGAGCAACGACUAGAUUUUGAUUCAUCUGGUAGCUAAAUUAAGGGGAUUGAGAAGAGAAUCACAUUUACUCUACACAAAGACCAAAAGGCCUGCCAUCUCUUGAAGAAGAGGAACUAACAGUUUAGAGCGGUAACAGUCAGGUGAAUAGAUAAUUACAGAAUUGUCUUCUCAUUUCCAGCCCAUUGCUCAUUCCCCUACACUGGAGUGCCCUGUGUCAGCGUGAUGUAAUUAUUUGGUAGAUACUGUUUUAGUCCAUCUACACAGUUGUAAAUUAGGCAGCUUUGUUUUUGAUGCCUAUCUUUACAUUUAUACAAUUCCUUAUUUUUCUAUCAAUGAAUCCUUCAUCAAAAAAAUGCUAAGAGAGGCAGCU